UAUACACUUUUGUCUCCUUAUCCAAUCUCUAUUCCCUUCCACACUUUUUCACUAUAUGCAGUAGUGUCAUUACAAUUUUCAAGAACUAACAAUGGCCACUUCGUCAAUUCUUUCACUAUCACGUCCAUUCACAAUUUUCCCAAUAAACUCCACAUCUUUUUAUCCCAAAAAUGUGACCCAUUAUUCUUGUUUAACUGUGAAGGCUCAAACUACACUAGAUUUUUCGGGUUCUUUUUUUGAACGUGGGUUCGGGUCGGAUGAUGACCCGACAAGUGUUACCGGGUCGGGUAUUGCUGCUGUUGAAGAUAAAGAGGAGAUUCAAUGUCCACCUGGGCUAAGGCCAUAUGAAACUAUGGCGGUUUUGAGACCUGAUAUGUCUGAAGAUGAGAGACUUACUCUUACACAGAAGUAUGAAGAGUUACUUGUUGCUGGUGGUGGCAUGUAUGUGGAAGUUUUCAACCGAGGGGUUAUCCCUCUUGCCUACAGCAUCAGGCGGAAAAAUAAAGCAGGAGAGACCAAUACCUACUUGGACGGGAUCUACUUGUUAUUUACUUACUUUACCAAGCCCGAUUCCAUGACAGCUCUUGAGGCAACACUGAAUACUGAUGAUGAUGUUAUUCGAUCAUCCAGUUUCAAGAUAAGGAAAAGAAAGUACUAGACAGAUUAGUUAGUUUGAUUCCUUAAACAUUGAAAGGGGACGACAGGGAGGAGACAGGUAUUGCUCAUCUCACCUCACUAAUGUGAUCUUCAGAUUUUUUUUCAAAGUGUAUUCACUUCUAAUGUUUGUAAGAUUACUGAAAAUUGCAAAUACAUUCUGCUUUUGUAUACUCCAAUUCGGCUUCAUUACAUUGUUAGCAUUAUUGAGCAAUUGAUAGUCC
Molecule: messenger RNA, 878 nt
Organism: Lycium barbarum (goji berry)
Lineage: Eukaryota; Viridiplantae; Streptophyta; Magnoliopsida; Solanales; Solanaceae
Product: small ribosomal subunit protein bS6c-like
Exons: 2
Coding region: 92-658 (188 amino acids)
Biological process (GO): translation
Cellular component (GO): ribosome
Molecular function (GO): small ribosomal subunit rRNA binding; structural constituent of ribosome
Source: RefSeq, a predicted model, not a curated record